AUGUAUGUUGCCGACAUUUUUGUGCCUGAAGAGUGCCAUUCGUUGGUGGUCCUUGGGUUCUUGUUCACUGUCCUCGCUACGGUUUUUGUCAUCUUGAGAUUUAUAACGAGGAUUUGUUUGUUGAGAAAUGUUGGCGUUGAUGAUCUGUUCAUCAUUCUUGCGGAUCUGGGUACUCUUGGAUUCUUGAUUGCUGUUAUGCAACAAGUUAAAUUCGGCCUCGGCCUACCGCCCAACCCAAAACUCCUCUCCUCGAUCAUCCAAGCGACGACGGCGAGCGUCAUCUCGUACACCAUCUGCCAUCUCGCCAUCAAGCUCUCCAUAUCCUUCCAAUGCCUCCGAAUAUUUACUACACGGACCGCCCGCCGACUCUUCAUCAGUCUCAUCGUAUUCUACGCCGUAUACGGGAUGUUAUGUCUCAUGCUGACAGUCUUCACCUGCGAUCCUAUCGCGAAGUACUGGGAUGACUCGAUGCCAGGAAAAUGUCUUGACAAUAGAGCUUUGCGAUAUGCAUUUGCUGGGAUCAAUAUUGUCAACGAUAUCACGCUGCUCGUAGCGCCUAUGCCGUUCCUACGUAAUCUACAAAUUGAGAGGCGGAUCAAGUUCGUUCUGAUGGGCGUGUUUGCCGCUGGUGCAGUUGCUUGUAUCGUUGCUGUCAUCAGACUGCACUCGCUUUGGGCCUACAGCUCAGUCUCUAUUACACAACGACCAGCCAAGGGCGUCGACAUCGCGAUAUGGUCCGGUCUCGAAUGCAACAUCGCCAUCAUGUGCGCCUGCGUCCCCUCGCUCAAACCCCUAUUCUCCCGAGCAUUCCCGAGCUUGCUCGCGCUCCAAUCAUCGAAGUCGGACCGCAGCAAUAGUCUUCAGCCACCAGACUAUUCCCCUCCGAGGCCACGGCAUCCCCUCCAGGGCAUCGACCAGGGCAUCACGGUGGAGCAGUCAUUUGAGAUGAGGACCACGACAGCCAGUGACGAUAACACGAGCGAGAAAAACUUAGUUACUGUGAAUACGUCGCAGUAUCGGACAAAACGUAUGAGGCAUGCGAAUUAG
Messenger RNA from Fusarium coffeatum, 1047 nucleotides. RefSeq lists its product as uncharacterized. The record is from RefSeq and is a predicted model, not a curated record. NCBI's taxonomy places the organism in Eukaryota, Fungi, Ascomycota, Sordariomycetes, Hypocreales, Nectriaceae. The coding region runs from base 1 to 1047 and encodes 348 amino acids. The transcript has 5 exons.